UGGCCCCAUAUUCAAAGAUGUCGUUUUUUGAAACCAAGGUCAAGAAGCCGAUUGUGGACUUGCUAUCGUCCGGUGUGUCCCCCCAUGCACUAGCGUUGUCCAUGUCCUUUGGCAUCACCUGCGGUGUGUUCCCCAUUCCAGGCCUGACGACGAUUCCUGUGGUGAUUGUCGUGUUCUUGCUUGGAUUGAAUCCCGUCGCGGCCAUGCUCACAAACUACCUCGUGACGCCAUUGAAUAUUGCGUCCGUGCCUGUGUUUGUGGCGUAUGGUAACCAGUACUUUGGCGACAGCAAGGAAGAGUUCUCUGUGAAUGCGCUCUUCACGGGACUCCAAGAAGAUUUGGUCGGCACGUUGUCCCAGUUCCGGUUCAUUCUGCUCAAUGCGAUCUACAUGUGGGCGGCGUUCCUGUUGAUUGCCACGCCGUUGCUGUAUGCCGUGUUGUUCCCCGUCCUCAAGUUCAGCAUGGGAACCAAACCCGCCGCCGCCCCAUCGAAAAAGACCGAGUAACAACCAACACCACGUCCAGCGUCUUCGCAAAAGUGUACUUCAAAGUCGGAUAACUAGUGAUUGUUCUACAUACAUGGCUCGCUAAGAAUCGGUGGCUUACAAGGUGCGGUCCGUGGCCACCGGCUCAUACGUGACCCCGCCCCGCACUUGAAACACGCCAUCGAUUUCUUCCAGUGUCAACCCCUUGGUCUCUGGCAAAUGGUACACCAAGUACACAAACCCGACCGUAGCGACCGCGCCAUACAGCCAAAACGUGGCGUACGUAGACGUAGCUUGGAUCAAACUCAAAAACGUCAAGGACACAACAAGGUUGGAGAUCCAAUUCACGGCGGUGGCGAGGCUGAUGGCGGUGCUUCGGACCGAGAGGGGGUAGAUCUCUGCGUUGAUAGUCCACGGCAUGGGGCCUAACAGGAGGCCACAGUCACUUCUAACGAGCACACGACAAAGAAACGAGCGACGCACCCAUGCC
Aphanomyces astaci is the source of this 975-nucleotide messenger RNA. RefSeq lists its product as hypothetical. The transcript has 5 exons. Bases 18 to 506 code for a protein of 162 amino acids. Lineage: Eukaryota; Oomycota; Saprolegniomycetes; Saprolegniales; Verrucalvaceae. The record is from RefSeq and is a predicted model, not a curated record.